AUGAUAAGUAAAUAGAUUUAAGAAAAUGGUAUUAAAAAGAUAAAUAAUGAUUCACAGAAAAUUGCUAAACCACCGAUUAAUUAAUAAGAAAAAUAAAAUAAAUAAAAACGAGAUUUGAUUUAAUAAAAGAAUACCAUUUCUUCUAAAUCUUCAAAUGAUCUUACUUUAAAAGAAAUUUAGAAUGAUAGCUCUACUUACUCAAUUUAUCCUAAAUAAGGAUCUGAAGUAAAAGUUUAAGCUACUGAAGGUUUGAGUAAAAAAAUUUAACGAUCGGAAUCAUAGAAUAAAAAAAUGUAGCUAAAGAGAUGUGAUACUAGUACUGACGCAAACAGGAGUUAAUACUCCUCAAACUCUAAUAUACCUUAACUUUCUAUGUUAAAAAAAUCUUAAGUUUCUGUUUAUGGGUCUGAAGCAGGAAUCAAACCUAUAACAAAAAAUCCAUGGGCUCCUUUGAAGAAUGGGGAAGAUAAUAAACCUACAAAAUCUUUAAAAAUUAUUAAAUAGCCUAAUUUAAAGUAGCAACCUCAAUAAAAUUCGAAUAAAAUUAUAAAAGGUAUUUAAAUAUUUAGAAAGUUAAUAUUAAUAUCCAAGUUAAAAAAAUGA
Messenger RNA from Tetrahymena thermophila SB210, 603 nucleotides. RefSeq lists its product as hypothetical. NCBI's taxonomy places the organism in Eukaryota, Ciliophora, Oligohymenophorea, Hymenostomatida, Tetrahymenidae. The transcript is spliced from 2 exons. The record is from RefSeq and is a predicted model, not a curated record.